Molecule: messenger RNA, 714 nt
Organism: Paramecium tetraurelia
Lineage: Eukaryota; Ciliophora; Oligohymenophorea; Peniculida; Parameciidae
Exons: 2
Source: RefSeq, a predicted model, not a curated record
AUGGACAGAUUCAACAUCUCUUAAACCAUCUAGCCUAUGACUAUCAGCAUGAUCAAAAAGGGAAUGAAAUCUACAUUACACACUUAAUUGGAUUACGUGAUUAAUGAAGGCCAUCCUAUUAACACCAUCUUAAUUGUUGGCUUCUCUGUUGAAUUGUUGAUUAUCAAUGAAAUACAAGAAUUCCAAGCUUUGAUUGAAGAUAGCACAGGCAAUAUCUAAGUCAUUACUCCCUUAACACAAUAAUAACCCUAUUGGCUAGAUAAACUAAUCCAAGAAAAUCCUAAAUAACCCUCAUAUGUCAGAUGCGUCAUCAUUCCUAAAUAAUUCAAAUAAGAAAUUGUGUUUUAGUGUGUUUACAUGGAAUUAAUCAAAAAUUUUAAUAUUAUCACAUUACAUUUGAUUGAUUGCAUUAAAGCCUAUGAAUAUCGCAAAUCAAUUUCAUAUUUAACUUAAUUAGAUAACAAUUAAGAACAAUAAGAAUUGAUCAAAGCUAAAUCGAUUCAAUAUCAAUCCUCUUGCAUUCUCUAAUUAAUAGAAAAGUAACCCUUGACAAAAGGGAAAAUUUUAGAAAUUACUAAUAUUUCAGAAUAACUAUUUCAAGAAUGCUUAUAAUAUCUUGCUAAUUAAAUUUAGUUAAAUGAAAAUGAUGAAUAUUGUAAACUUUUAUAAUGAAUAUAUAUUAAUAAUAGUUCUAAGUAUUGGAAAUGAAGUCAA